GGUAAGACGUGUCCGAUGAUUGGUGCCAUAGUUGAAGCAUGGCACGGCUAGACUCAAUAAUACAGGGAAGCUAACCUAGAUGGUAGGUUGUGGAUUGUCAGGAUAUACUCAGGCACGAAAUAGUUCCAUAAUUAAAUAGAGAAGAAUGGUGCACAGUAGAUCACCUUCACCUGCAUCAAGGCGUCGACGUAGCAAAUCACGCGAAAGGGAAACAAGAGACCGUGAUCGUGAUCGUGACAGACGUAGGAGACGAUCAGGGGAGAGGAAUAGGAGGAGGAGGCACCGCCGAUCUCGGUCGUGGUCACGUUCUCGAUCACGUUCAGACUCUAGAGGCAAGGAGAAGAGUUCCAAAUCAAAGGUUCAGCUUGCAGAAAGGCCUCCUAUCACUGACGCAGAUUUAGAAGGAAAGAGUCCUGAUGAACAGGAGAUGAUGAAGCUCAUGGGUUUUUGUGCUUUUGAUACUACAAAGGGAAAGAAAGUAUCUGGAAAUGAGGUUGGCACAGUUCAUGUCAUUCUGAAGCGCAAGUACCGUCAAUACAUGAAUCGGAAAGGUGGUUUCAAUAGACCGCUGGACUUCGUGGCUUAAAAUACAAUUCAUGACACAUCUUACUCAAACAUGCUGUGCUGCCCAAGACUGGAGAUGGAUGCGGACAGUUCUAAAUACUGAACCACUGACGUUCUGUGUAAAUAAGCGGAGGAAGAUCCAGCAUGUUUCUGGAGAACUGAACAUAUAAUGUUAAGUCUAAUUACAUAAUAUCCAACUUUGGGUUCCAGUUUAUUACUUUCGUGUAGCAUUUCAUCUGUUAAUAUUGUAUCAUUUCCUUUACAGGUAGAAAUUAAAUAAUUAUUUUUGUUUCAAAACAGCAUUACAGUGAAUGUACAAUACAAAAAGAAUGAAGCCAGAAUUUCUUCAGAAUAUAAUGUUCAAAAUAAAAAAUAUACACAAGCC
This is a messenger RNA of Zootermopsis nevadensis, 949 nucleotides long. Lineage: Eukaryota; Metazoa; Arthropoda; Insecta; Blattodea; Termopsidae. The record is from RefSeq and is a predicted model, not a curated record.